AUGAAGGGCCUCAAGAACUGGAAGGCACCCGGCCAUGACUCCCUCCCUGUCGAGUUGCUCAAGAUCGAUGACGACAAACCCUUCGUCCUGGGACACCCCCAUACCAUCCUCGUCAAGGUGUGGAACGGAGGAGAUAUUCCGCGAGAGUGGAAGGCUGCAAACAUCAAGGUGCUGUACAAGAAGGGUGACCGGUCCAACUGUAACAACUACAGAGGGAUUUCGCUAUUAUCUCACGUAAGCAAGGUCCCCAUCAAGGUCAUCACCAACCGUCUAAGCGCUUUCUGCGGAGCCAACAACAUCCUCCCGAAGAAAAAUUGCGGAUUUCGACCCGGGCGAUCCACCGUCGACAUGCUGUUCGUCGUGCGCCGCCUCCAGGAGCUGGGGCGGAGAAAGAAAA
This is a messenger RNA of Ectocarpus sp. CCAP 1310/34, 397 nucleotides long. The record is from the annotation of a GenBank genome assembly. Lineage: Eukaryota; Phaeophyceae; Ectocarpales; Ectocarpaceae.